Messenger RNA from Bactrocera neohumeralis, 2672 nucleotides. RefSeq lists its product as uncharacterized. Gene Ontology annotation, molecular function: nucleic acid binding. Gene Ontology annotation, biological process: DNA integration. The coding region runs from base 74 to 1936 and encodes 620 amino acids. The transcript is spliced from 2 exons. NCBI's taxonomy places the organism in Eukaryota, Metazoa, Arthropoda, Insecta, Diptera, Tephritidae. The record is from RefSeq and is a predicted model, not a curated record.
UGCGCCUCUAAAAACGAUAAGUCUACCACGACUUGAACUCUGUGGCGCUCUGCUACUAGCAAAGCUAGCUUCAAUGGUGCAGACCCACUUAAAUAUGGCGAAAUACAGAUUAUAUUUAUGGUCCGAUUCCGAGAUAGUUCUAGCCUGGUUAGAAAAACCACCACAUGCGUGGAAAACUUAUAUUUCUAACCGAACAUCUGAAAUACUUGACCUAGUAGGAUCAGCCACUUGGCGUCACGUAGCCAGUGCUGACAAUCCUGCUGAUUUAGGUACAAGAGGAUGCAAACCUCUGCAUCUCGCCACCUCCACCCUCUGGUGGAAUGGCCCCCGAUGGUUAACAGAAUCUCCCGAUUCUUGGCCACAAUCGCCCAUGCGCAACAUACUUGCCCCAGAAAGUCGUAAAAUCGACACUUAUCAUGCAACACUGGAUGACACUGACAUCCUUGAACGAUUUUCAUCGUUCCCCCGAGCCCUCCGGGUAGUUGCCUAUAUGCUCAAGUUUUUAGAGCGGCUUAAACUUAAAGUUAAAGGAGCAACUUAUCUCCAUUGCGAUAAAUUGACGCACCAAGACUUACAAAAAGCAAAGGUCGCUCUUAUCGCAUCAACCCAAACGCGCUAUUUCAGCCGCGAUAUAGAAUUACUAAGAGAAUCGAAACCUAUCGAUAAAAAGAGCUCACUCUUAGUCCUAAACCCAUUUCUAGAUACGAAGGGUUUACUUCGUGCGAAUGGUCGGCUUGCUAAUUCAAGCCUAACGUACAAUGAACGCCACCCUAUAAUCAUACCAGAGAGGUGUCCGUUUGCCACUUUAUUUAUUAGAUAUAUCCACAUACUAAUGCUCCACGCCGAACAUCGCCUCAUGCAACAUAUGGUCCGCCAGGAGCUGUAUAUACCCCGACUGAAGCCCCAAAUAAAAAAGUGCAUUUUCAUGUGCAAAAUCUGCACUAUGCAUAAGCAGAAAAUGCGAUCGCAGAUUAUGGCAGCACUUCCACCUGAACGCUGCAAUUUUGCUCUGCCUUUCACCACUACAGGUGUAGAUUUUGCUGGGCCUUUUAUGAUAAAGGCAUCCAUGCUAAGGUCUCCUACCCUCAUGAAAGGCUAUGUGGCUGUUUUUGUCUGUUUCACGACAAAAGCAGUACACCUUGAGCUAUGUACGAAUCUGACGACGGAGGCUUUUCUGGCGGCUUUUGCUCGUUUCGUCGGACGACGAGGCUUUCCAUCAAAAAUCAUGAGCGAUAAUGGUAAAACAUUUAUCGGAGCUCAAAGAGCUACAGAAAAACAAUUUGUGGAUUUCAUGAAACAAGUCUCACCGGACAUUGUACAAAAAUAUGCUCCCCAAGGUAUCAAUUGGCAGUUUAUCCCCCCAAGCGCUCCACAUAUGGGUGGCUUAUGGGAAUCUGCCGUAAAAAGCUUCAAAUCUCAUUUUAAAAAGAUAGCUGGCAACCAUAAAUUUAAUUACGAAGAAUUCACGACCCUCUUAAUUAGAAUUGAAGCCGUUCUUAACUCACGGCCUCUCGCUGCACUCUCGCAAGAUCCCUCAGACUUUACUGCCCUCACACCAGGGCAUUUUCUUAAAGGAGCGCCCAUUCUGGCCACACCUGAGCCAGGCGUGGAGUCGCUUUCCUUAUUAAAUCGUUGGGAAAGAAUAAAAAUUCUCCAUCAUGACUUCAGUCGCCGAUGGAAAGAUGAUUAUUUAAAGGACCUCCACAGAAGGUACCGAUGGAAAAUCACAGAAAAUGCGCCUAAGCUUGGAGAUUGUGUCUUAAUCAAUGACGAUUGUCUCCCCCCUACCGAAUGGCGGCUUGGCCGCAUAGAGAAGCUCUACUACGGCUCCGACGGUCAUAUUCGCGUAGUCGAUCUCCGUACACAAUCGGGAACGCUAACCAGACCGCUCGUUAAAUUAUGCUUUUUGCCAACCGCAGAUAAAAUCGCAACGUAACCGCAACUAAAAAACAAAGAAAUUCAAAAAAAAAAAAAAUAAAAAAAUAAAACCAAAACCAAAAAGAAAAGAAAAAAAAACGGGUCGAUCCACAUGACGACUCAUUCGUGCCACAUCACGUGGUACCAGCACCCAUAUGAUUAUAUACACAAAUAUAUAAUAAUUAACCAUACUAUUUUCUUAACAGAUGAAUAUGGACGCCGAGAUGCCAAUUGCGCCUACGCCCACUGUGCGUUCCGCCGUCACGGUUCCGCGCCCUAGAGCUACCCCAGUAGCAGCGCCGCGCACAACCAUCGCUGCCGCACCUCCCCGAGAAACUCCAUCGGCUCCGCGCAGUGACCCGCAAGCAAUAGCUCCAGCGCAGCCACAGCGUCAAUGCGUGCUGUGUCGACGACGACAUCGGUUGCCACACUGUGGCAUCUUCAAGGGGAUGACACCUCAGCAACGCCAGCAGGUCGCCCAGGCCCACGGCCAUUGUUUGAAUUGUCUGGCGCCUACUCAUCUAACGCGCGAAUGCACCACCGGGUAUCAAUGCCAGGUGUGUAUGGGUCACCAUCACACGAUGUUCCACCGCAGUACCGGACCCGUCGUCGAACGUCAUCAUGCCCCUCGCGGCCUUUUACGUCACGUUUUAUAUAAAUUAACAUACAUACACUCUUUUAUAUUGUUCGCAAAUCAUUUUUAAUAAACCCCAUUGGGACAUUGCCGAUUUUAUAUAACCCUACGCGUGUGCAUA